UACGUAAGUGUGAACUCAUUGUUUUGCGAUGUCGUUCUUCUUAAAACGCACCAUUGGUGCAAGUUACAACCUUGGACGCGUUGUUUUGCAUAACGUGAAGCCAGCAAGCAUUCAGUUGGUGGCGGCAAAAACAGAUCAGGCUGCAACCCCUGAAAUAGAGACUCGGCCCACCGUCGCCAAACUAGAUCCUCUGCAAAAAUCUCAGCUGGUCGAUUUCGGCAGAUAUAUUGCGGAAUGUUUACCCAGAUACGUUCAAAAAGUGCAACUCACAGCGGGUAAUGAAUUGGAGGUGCUCAUUCCUCCAGAGGGUGUCAUUCCCGUACUAUCAUUUUUGAAAGACCACCACGCGGCUCAAUUUACGAAUCUAGUGGACAUCGCAGGGAUGGACGUACCCACGCGUCCCUACAGGUUCGAGAUUAUAUACAAUUUGCUAUCUCUUAGGUACAAUUCUAGGAUUAGAGUGAAAACGUACACUGAUGAGUUGACUCCCGUUGAAUCAGCGUGUGAAGUCUUCAAAGCAGCUAACUGGUACGAAAGAGAGAUCUGGGAUAUGUAUGGAGUGUUCUUUGCGAACCACCCAGACUUGAGGAGGAUUCUGACUGAUUAUGGUUUCGAAGGACACCCAUUCAGAAAGGACUUUCCACUGAGUGGCUAUGUAGAGGUGCGCUAUGAUGAUGAGCAGAAACGUGUGGUUGUGGAACCACUGGAAUUGGCACAAGAGUUCAGGCGCUUUGAACUCAGUGCACCUUGGGAACAGUUCCCCAACUUCCACUCACACCCCGCCACUGAAGAAGUCACCCAUCUACCGGAGGACCCUAAACAGCCUACCCAAAAAAAGCAGUAGUCUGUAUAACUUGUAGUUUACUUAUAUUGUGAAUUAAAGUUUUAUUUCAUAGUUGCCUUGUUUAGUAGUUUACAGUUUGUGGUCCAAACCACAGCAAUUUAAAAAUAUUAAACAAAAAUCUGAAUUUAUUCAUCAUUUAUUUAUUCCACAAUAAUACAUGACUCAACUAUUGAUAAUAAUGCCUAAAAAGGAUAUCCCCUGCACACAAUUGAAAAUGAAAUGUACACGUGUACAGUACUUUCUUAACAUCACUCGGCCAUCUUUGGAUUUCCAAAUGCACCCAAAUACAAAUUUUCAAUUAAAGUAAAUUAAUACAUUUAUCAUCUAUAACAACUUGAAUUCAAAACUACACAUUUUAUUGUUAUUUUGUUUAGAUUUCCAAAUGAACUAUAUAGAGAUGAAAAAAAAUUUUCCUUUUUAUAAUAACAUUUACUCCAUACAAUAUUGAAAUUGUGUUAUUUUAUGUAAUUAAAAGUUAUUAACUAAUCGUAUCAAUUCAGUCAGAAUUGGAAGCUAUUUU
Molecule: messenger RNA, 1364 nt
Organism: Hyposmocoma kahamanoa
Lineage: Eukaryota; Metazoa; Arthropoda; Insecta; Lepidoptera; Cosmopterigidae
Gene: ND-30
Product: NADH dehydrogenase [ubiquinone] iron-sulfur protein 3, mitochondrial
Exons: 1
Coding region: 29-844 (271 amino acids)
Molecular function (GO): NADH dehydrogenase (ubiquinone) activity
Source: RefSeq, a predicted model, not a curated record